Messenger RNA from Harpia harpyja (harpy eagle), 961 nucleotides. RefSeq names its product spectrin beta chain, non-erythrocytic 2-like. Gene Ontology annotation, cellular component: cortical actin cytoskeleton; cell projection; plasma membrane. Gene Ontology annotation, molecular function: actin filament binding. NCBI's taxonomy places the organism in Eukaryota, Metazoa, Chordata, Aves, Accipitriformes, Accipitridae. Gene Ontology annotation, biological process: actin cytoskeleton organization. The record is from RefSeq and is a predicted model, not a curated record.
CUCUGGUCCCUGCAGACGUCAACGGUGGACCAGCCGGAUGAGAAGUCCAUCAUCACCUACGUGGCCACCUUCUACCACUACUUCUCCAAGAUGAAGGCGCUGGCGGUGGAGGGGAAGCGCAUCGGGAAGGUGCUGGACGCGGCGCGGGAGGCGGAGGAGCUGGUGGGGAAGUACGAGGAGCUGGCGGGCGAGCUGCUGGGCUGGAUCGAACAGACCAUCCUCACCCUCAACGACCGGCAGUUGGCCAACGCGCUGCCCGGCGUCCAGAACCAGCUCCAGGCCUUCAACACCUACCGCACCGUCGAGAAGCCCCCCAAGUUCAUGGAGAAGGGCAACCUGGAGGUGCUGCUCUUCACCGUCCAGAGCCGGAUGAGGGCCAACAACCAGAAGGUCUACGUGCCGCGGGAGGGGAAACUCAUCUCCGACAUCAACAAGGCCUGGGAACGGCUGGAAAAAGCGGAGCACGAGCGGGAGCUGGCGUUGCGCACCGAGCUCAUCCGGCAGGAGAAGCUGGAGCAGCUGGCGGCGCGAUUCGAUCGCAAGGCGGCCAUGCGGGAGACCUGGCUGAGCGAGAACCAGCGCCUCGUCUCUCAGGACAACUUCGGGACGGACAUGUCGGCGGUGGAGGCGGCGGUGCGGAAACACGAGGCCAUCGAGACGGACAUCGUGGCUUACAGCGAGCGGGUGCAGGCGGUGAGCGCGGUGGCGGCCGAGCUGGAGGCCGAGCGUUACCACGACAUCCGCCGCGUCCUGACUCGUCGCGACAACGUGGUUCGGCUCUGGGAUUUCCUCCGGCAGCUGGUGGCCGCCCGCCGCGAGCGGCUGCUGCUGCACCUGGAGCUGCAGAAGAUGCUGCAGGACCUGGCGCAUCUCAUGGACUGGAUGGAGGAGAUGAAGGGUACCGGCGUGGCGGCAGGCGCGGGGAGCCGGGGGGGGGACGACGCGGCGGCCAGACCCUGAC